Molecule: messenger RNA, 1602 nt
Organism: Rhopalosiphum maidis (corn leaf aphid)
Lineage: Eukaryota; Metazoa; Arthropoda; Insecta; Hemiptera; Aphididae
Exons: 7
Coding region: 269-1504 (411 amino acids)
Source: RefSeq, a predicted model, not a curated record
UCGAGUACGUCGUUAGUCGUCGUCGUGCGCGUUCUAUUAAUGUAAUAUUAGCGACUACCGGUAGGUAGGUAUAUUCUCCCGGCGCUCGAUCGAUUUAUACAAACGUGUACGUAAUUCUAUAAUAUACAUGGCCCUUAUUUUUGUCGUCUAAUCAUCUAUUCACGUCUUUUGCGAGGAUACAUAUUUAAUAUAUAUGACACGCUUGAGUAUAACUAUAUCAGAUACCCGGUGGCCGGUGUAGUGUUGUAUCUAGAUAUUUAUUGUAAUAAUGCGCCAAACGACGUCGUAUUUGAACGCUGCUGUUUUGUUUGCGUUCCUGUGGGUAACGAUCCCGUCGAAACCGUGUCUAUGCUACAGCACUGAUUGUGAUUUUACUGAGAGUUACGAUGAGGUCAUCACAGUCAGCAUCAAUGAACCUGUGCAAGUUACUAAGUAUAAAUGGUGCUUGGACAUACCACCCAGAUGUCCAGACAAUAAGCGAGAGUUUAGGACCGUACUCAGAAAUAUUACAGUGCCUAAAAUGCGUAAAGUGAAGAGAUGUUGCAAGGAUCAAAUUCAGUUAUACGACAGUUGUGUUUCGAGAUGUGCUGAAGACCAGUGUCCGAAUAUUCAAUGUACACCAGGCACUGACAGAUGUAAAUGCAAAUCAGGAUACACGGGUCAUUUAUGCAAGCAAAUGUGCGACGUCGGACGCUGGGGCCUGGGCUGUGCGAACUCUUGUGACAAGACCUGUCCGGAUUGCGACCACCGCACCGGAUGCUGCAAGACGGCCGCCACUGGAUCGUCAAUUUUCUGUGGCGGCGGCAGCGGCGCCGGUCGGUUGCCCGCCCGGCAAGCGGCCGGUGUAGGCGGCCGCAACAGCACCGUACGCAAAACUGACGAGGCGACGCCGGCGGUGGACCGUUCGGCGCGAUUCCGGAUGCUGAGCACUACCAUACGACUCCAGACGGCCACGUGGGAACCCGCGGCCGUGGACGAGGCCAACGGGACGAGGAUCGAAAGCGGCAUCGUGGACGCGGGCACGCGAAAACCAGCGGCGGCGGCCCAAAACCAUUCGGCUGCGGCGGCGGCGGCGGCGGCGGCUGAGACGGCGUGGACCCCUCUGGAGGCGACGGCGCUCAAGUACGACGAGCUGGUGACGAGGCUCAUAUGGAUAUUCGCCAUGACGUUGGUGGCCAUCGCCAUGGUGUUCGUCAUCAUGUUCGUCGUGUUCUUCAACUGCUACGGGACGACGUCCAAACCGCGAGACGCUGACUCCGGGGCCGCCCGAAACCCGUGGCCGCAGCAGAGCACCGGCAAAGUUCACGAGACAUGUAUCACAACACAAAACCUAUGUCAUGUGCCACCAGUUAGAUAUACAAAAACUCCUACACUAUAUACAUCUACCAAUGUUGAUUUACCAACUCAUCCAGAAAUAUUUUGUCCAGUUUUUUCAGCUCCUCAUUACACAGGUGGAUCGUCACUAUAUGAUUCCCCACAACCAUUGUACGAAAUUUUAUAUUGAGCAAUAAGUAAAAAAAUAGAUACCUAUUAUUUAUAAUUAAUUUCUAAGAAUUAUGUAUAAAUAAGUAAGUAGUUUUCUAUAAUAGUGCAAUAAAAAAU